GUUGCUUGCGGGAUCUCGACGCGUUUGGAGGAUCUUUUCUUUUUCUCCUUUGGUUCGGUUUGCGCGCGAAACAGGAAAAAGUUGUGACAAGUUCAAGUUCAGGUUUGCAAAGAACUGUUAGUGCGGACAACUUUUUGGUGUUGGAGAAAAAGGUGUUUGACUUUCAAUCUAGUGGUGGAUGUGAAAAUUGAUAAAUCACAAUGCGAAGAACUUUGUUCAUUAAAAUUGUGGUGAUGAUGCUGGUUGGUGUGAUGCAAGUGAAAUGGAUUGCAGCUGGCGAUACGUUCAUAGAAUUGGAUCAGUACUACCGAAUGCCGCGGAUAUACGCGUACGAUGACUAUGACGAGUGUUUCACCAUGUAUGAAUCACCUGAUCCGGUGUAUUGCGUUGCUCGAUCGGUCAUCAAACCGGACAACCAGUCCGAACUGUGGAAAUUCAUUCAGGAUUUCUCCAGUGACACAUACCGACACUAUCGACACGAGCACCUGGAUAGAGGCUUAUGUGUAGAGCGUUGUCGCAAACUCGUGGCAUCACUAGACAACGAGACCAUCCAGCAACUUAAUGUGGGAAAGUUUGAUAUCAAUUUUCCGUACAUUAUCAAAUCGGAAGUAUUCGAAGACGUAAAUGUUCACCAGGAUCGCGCUCUCUACGGCCAGCUCAUCAACAUCUGCGAGAACUACAUCCUUCGGAAGGUGUACAACUUGACGGCCUACACCGAAAUCGAGUACUGUUCCCGUCCCACGCAACAAAUCGACGUCGACAUUCUGGACUUGAGCUUCCUCGUCAUUACGAUGAUUCUCAUCUGUUUAGUGAUCACGUCCACCUGGUUCGACGCCCGCAUGAACAAAAGCAAAAACGUCGAUCACUAUCUCGCGGACAUCCCGUGCAAAAAAACCAUGAUCUACACAUCUUUCUCGCUAAAACGGAACUGGUAUCGGCUGAUCAGCCGCUCAAAGGACCAGCUCAACGAAGAUCUGCGCUUCUUUCAGACGUUCCGCUUCCUGACGUUCUUCCUGGUGAUCAUGGGUCAUUGCUCCGACAUGUUUGCAGUAACUCCGAUCAGCAACACCUUCGAACGGGAAAGGGAAUACUACAAGCCGGAAGCGCUGGCCCUCAUCAACGGGUCGCAGGUCGUGCAGACGUUUUUCCAGAUGAGUGGCUUUCUGCUGAGCAUACACUUCUUUACGACUCGUGCGAAACUGAGGGAGGUUCGUUGGACGGUGGUGCUGGUGGUGAUUGUUUAUCGUUUUAUUAGGCUGACUCCCGCUUAUGCUUAUGUGCUGUUGCUGCACGCCACCUGGCUGCCUAAAAUGCAGGACGGACCGCUGUGGAUGCGUGGAACACAAACCGAGAAAUACUUCUGCCGCAAGAAUGGCUGGACGAACUUGCUGUAUAUCAACAACUACGUCAAUGCUGAUGAACCGUGCCUCCAGCAAGCCUGGUAUCUCGCGUGUGAUUAUCAACUUUUCACCUUAGGCAUGAUUCUGGUGGUAGCGGUCACAAAGUACCCCAAAUUACGAACAGCCAUUAUAUCGGUAGCAAUGUUUUUUGCCUAUCUGAUUCCAGGACUAAUUGUGUACUUUGGAGCUUUUGAUGGUGCCUUUAUCAAUCGGUUACAGGACGAACGAUUCAUCUAUUGGUUCGAUCGGAUGUACCAACUCAUAUACAUUCCAUUCCACACAAACAUGGGUUGUUACUUGGGCGGGAUCAUCCUCGGCAUGAUCUACUACAAGCAACGCAAAAAUCAUCACGUAGGAAACCGAGCUUGGUACCUAAGAGUGCUCUGGUACUUUGUAGUCCCCGUGGGCUUCCUCAGCCUGAUGAGCAACUCCAUCUUUUAUGAGUACAACUUCGAAAAGCCCGCCAUCUGGAUGGCCAUAUUCUACCCGGUGGUGAAGCACAUGUGGAUCUUCCUGGGAGCGCUAAUGAUCUACGGCAUCAUUUACGAGUACAGUCGGCAAAUCAAGGGAUUCCUCAACUUUUCCGUUUUUGUACCACUUGGACGGUUGACGUACUGUGCGUACGUUUGCCACGUGUUCAUGCUGAAGAACACCUUCUUCGGAAUGCGGGAGAUGGGAUACUUCAGCAAGAUGUCGCUGAUCUCCAAAGUUCUAACAGUACUUGUGUCUUCAUACCUGAUGGGACUGAUGUUGGCACUACUGUUGGAGUUCCCCGCCACUGCUAUUCAGAAGCAUUUAUUCUCCAAAAAGCUUGAAGAAGCCACCACAGAACCAAAGCCAUCAGCCGAAAAUAAUAAUGUGAUUAUGUCGAAUGGAUCCGUAACGGUUUGAACGGUUCCAGUGUAAGCUCAACCAUCUGCAGAUGAAACGAAAGGAAUUUAACUUCAUAGACUGUAUUUACAUUCUAAGCUAAAGGUUAUUACAUAAGUUAAUAAAACUAUUUGUGAUUUGAAA
Armigeres subalbatus is the source of this 2414-nucleotide messenger RNA. RefSeq names its product nose resistant to fluoxetine protein 6-like. NCBI's taxonomy places the organism in Eukaryota, Metazoa, Arthropoda, Insecta, Diptera, Culicidae. The transcript has 12 exons. The coding region runs from base 201 to 2291 and encodes 696 amino acids. The record is from RefSeq and is a predicted model, not a curated record. Gene Ontology annotation, molecular function: acyltransferase activity, transferring groups other than amino-acyl groups.